Messenger RNA from Neodiprion virginianus, 6445 nucleotides. RefSeq lists its product as uncharacterized. The transcript has 26 exons. Bases 234 to 5000 code for a protein of 1588 amino acids. Lineage: Eukaryota; Metazoa; Arthropoda; Insecta; Hymenoptera; Diprionidae. The record is from RefSeq and is a predicted model, not a curated record.
GAUCUAGCUUCAUAAUUUGUCCGCAAGUGGUCCGCAAACAACAUCUCUGACGUCUCAUCGUUUGGAACACAAAAUUGCGGGAAACGUCAAACCACCGUGAUAAACUUUUACCAAUCGCAUAUCGUAGCAGAUUCACACAGGGUGUGUCGAUACUUUUUGUGGCGGACUACGUAUAUUUAUCAUUGCCCUCCGACACUCUACCAUGGGCACGUAAUAUAAAUAUUGGCGCGAACAUGAAUUGCAAAGCAGGAUUAAACGUUGCUGGACAGCAUCCCGUAAGCAAAGUUAAGGCUUACAGUGACAUUGAAAGGCUGCUAGAAUCUGAUACAAACUACGGUGGUGAUGAUUUGGUACAAUUUGAAGCGGACCAAUUUAUUUCCGACCAAUUCUGUAUGACUUGUCCAAAAAAAAAACGGGUCAAAGAGAAAAUCAAAGGACUUACCGAAUCUGUUGCUUUCCAAGAGCACAUGGAAUUUGAAUUCUGCUUUCCCCCUCAGUUAACGGAUGAUCGUCAUUACAAACAAAAUUUUGGCACAAUGGAAGAUGCCAAUGAUCGAAUAUUAAACAUUUUACAGGAUACAAUGGCAAAACAAUCAAGCAUUGGCAUGGCUAAUUUCUCAAAAGUCGAGCCAAAGGAGAUCGAUUCUCUAUUGCGCCAAGGUUAUGAAGCUUAUCGCUUUGGGAAUUAUGGAUUAGCAUCUACCAAGUAUAGAACAGCCUGGGAAAUUAUCAACGAUGCCACCGUUAAGGUGCAAACCAGAUUUAUCAACGAGGACGUCAUUUGUUAUAUGUUGUGCGUCACUUUGCUGGAAACGAACCAACUUAACAACCUGUCAGAAUCAGUGGAAUUGCUAAUUUCUCUUGAGAAACGUAGCUCACAUGUGCUACCAGCUGUGUAUUUUGCUCUAAGUAAGGCUCACCAUAAACAUUACAGAUUUGCCUUGGCGCUGAAAACGAUCGAAGAAGGUUUCGCUUUCCUUCGUAGUGGCGUUGAAUUGCCAUUACACACAAUACCAGGAUCAAAUAUUAUUCUACCAGAAUCUACUAGAGAUGGGCUAUCGGUUUCUCUGGCUGAUAUGAAAGAGGAAUGUUCAAAGUGGCAUCCCCCAGACGCAGUGUGCUGCCUGGGUGAAUGUGUCCCCAGUUCACGGUUGUACAGCCCAAAUCGAAAUAUAUAUUUCAGUGAUCCUGCAUUCAGUGGAAUGGUUGUUGUAACCUGCAGUAAUAACAGAAACCCUUGUACAAUCAAGUUUCAUCAAGCAUGUUGGAAGCUAAAAAAAGAUCAACUAUCUGCUGUAAAAAAAUUAUCUGACAAGGACAUCAUUGGCUGCGAAUGUUUCACACCCAACUGUGCGCAUGGCCAGGGUGAGCGCAGCUUGAUAACCAAGGUAGAGGUUUACGGAGACAACGGUAAAUUAAAAACGUGUAUUGGGGCACCUGCAAAUCCCGUAGUCUGGGUAAAGCGACGCUAUCCAUCCAAGGGCGCUAUACCCAGACAGUUGGAUAAACCAAAGCGACACUCAGAAAAGAUACGGCGGCCUGGUAUAAUCACAGUACCCCGAUCCAUUUGUAAAGAAGCCACUGGUGAAGAUUGUGUUGAGAAAGCAUGGAGAUUGGCUCAAUUAUCGAAUUUGAGAGAGAAUAAUUUUGGAAUAAAAAGUGACUGCGAAUGGCGACCAGACGCCGUAAUGUAUGGAAAUCCUCAGAUGGUGGAAAUUGGCGAUUUUUUGGGAGGUCCAAUUUUUGAAAAUGACUGCUCGCAAAUGGCUGCUGUUAAGACGUUCAUAUUCACAUACUUUUACGAGUUCAUCAAAGAAAACGGUUGUGUUAAGAAGCGAGAGAUUUCACAAAAAUGGGAAGAGGAUAAAUUCGUAUUCGAUAAUUAUAGCAACGCGUUAAAUAAUGAGACAGAUAUUAGCGACUUUUUACUACAAUCGUACAAGCUUGUCUCCCUGGGAGACUACAUUGGUGUUGCCGAAACUUUGCCGGAAUUAUUCGCGGUAGUUCGGAGUGAAGUUUGCGGUUGCCUUAAAUUUCUGCUAGCCGAUCCGCUCCGCUCCCGAACAGCAAUAAUACAAGAUGACGUCUUUAAUUUGAUAAUCGGUGAUUAUGAGGAGAAGCAGAAUAGAGCCCAAACAAUGUCCCACGGAUAUGAUACAGAUACAGAUACGGAUAAAAUGAUGAUUGGGAUAUCUGCUUCUCCGGUUGUCGCCGAUUCCCACAAGAUACCUUUGCCUACGUACGAAGCCCGUGAUUUUCGAGGGGCAGAUAAAAGUAUGGAAGAUCAUGAUCGUCAGCAAUCACGAGAUGAUAAUACUCCUUGGAUGCUGACAUUUUACGAAAUCUCGUCACCUACCAAUUCGACAUGUUCAAAUGAUGUUUCAAAUGUGGUCAUCAAUAACGUUGAGAGCAAUCACUGGACUAUAACUGAGAACUCUGCAGACCUGGGAGCAACCCUUGGUGUAGAUCAUUGUCAUGAAAUGAUGCAAAAAAUUAAUCUUGGUGAUGAAAUUGAAAACGAUCCGAAUAGAGUCCAAACAGAUUGCGAAUCAGCAGUGAAUAAUUGUCAAGAUGACGCAGUUAAGCUCAAAAAUAACUCUAUGACGGAUACAUCGUAUGACAUCUGUAAUACCCCUGAAGAACCAGAAGUCAUUCAUUCUGUAAACAGAGAUCCCGCCACAGAUCCCGCCGUUUGUAAAGUAACCCUUAGAUGUGACAUGCACCAGAGCUCCGCGUUGUACGCUUUUGACAUGAACUGCUCCCAUCGGGAAAUUGAAGUUCCAUUUGACAGGACAUCUAGCAAAUUGGCACAUAUUCACAAUGCCUGCAGUUUUGAUUUGGAUGAGGCCAAACCUAAAGGCGUCUGCACGGAUAGAACCGAUACGAGAGUUCAGAAUCUGGAAAGAGAACUGACGGAAUAUAAAAUGGUAUCUUCUGCAAGUAUGUCUGAGCUUGUAAAGGAUUCGCACAGACUCGAGGUUCAAUGCUCGAAACUUGAAUCAGAAAAAUCACAAAUUAUGGAGAAGAUCCGAGAGUGUCAGCUUGAUUUGCGGCGCUGCACUGAAGAUAAUGUAACUUUGAAGUUGAAGAAUACCGAGUUGAUGCACAAGUAUGACAAAUUGUUUAAAGAAAAAACCGAGAUCGAACACAACUUUAACGUGCUUCUCAGAGAAAAAUCUGCAAUUGAAAAUCGUUUAGGAGUACUUGAAAAGGAGAGGAACAAGACGGACAAGAAGUUGCAAAAGUAUGAGUUACAUCAGUCAGAUAGUAGCAACGCAGAUCUUAAUCCAAUGGACAACGGUCUCAAAGUACAAACUCAAUUCGGACAACAACAGAGUUUGGAAUUUCUGUCAUGCUCCAACCAACGAAAAGCAAGACUCGAUUUUUUAAACAACGAAUUCUUCAUGGACAACAUUAUACUUGAGAAAGCGCUUGAGAAAUGUAACGAUCAUAUACACAUGCUGAAGGAGGUGGGUAAAUUGUUUGAAGUGCUAAUCGGUCGGCAAUUCCCAAUAAUGGAUGUUCAAGCGGAAUGGAAAAAAAUGCACAGCUAUCUCCAGCAUAUGGCAUUGACUUACAAGGAAAAGUAUUUGGAGGCAAAAGCAUUGUUGGAAUCAGACAAGCCAAUCAAAAACAUGGAAGUUGCCAAACCAUCUCUGAAUAUCAUAUUUCCACAACCGCUUAAUCUGGUGGAGAUAUACUACAAGGGUCAAGCGAAGUUCAUGAGUCAUCCAAUGUCCUUUAUGCAAAGUCAACAGACCGUGCCAAGUGCCCAUCACCAGCACCUUGGUUACUUUCACCCACCAUCAGGGGUACCUUACCAGGGCCCAAAUACACAAGCCAGAGGAAACGGAGUGCAUUGGAAUAUGCUUUACGAACCCACGUCCAGAGACAAUCAGGGUCCACGAAUACAAAGUAAUUUCUCAAACUGGACACCUUGUGCCACCAGUGUACAGAAAUUGCAUUUGGACCCACACUUCUGCUCCACAAGCAAGAAUGACCACAUAGGGCAGAGAAAUGUAAGGGAUGCGAUCCACGGUGCCGAAUUUCAAAGGCAACGUGAUAUUAGUGAACGUCAAGCAUCUUUGCCUAUAGGCCAUUUCGAACCAACUGCACCCGCAAAGCGUUCCAACGAUGAAACUAAAUGUAUAGAUGUUACGUUCCACAGUACUGAAAAGCAAAAUUACACAGAUUCGUGUGAGGGUCGUUCUACAAAGAUAGUUGGUAUGAAAUCACCGGAGAACACAUUACAGACUCUGGGCAAUAGACAAUCACUUGCACCGAAAAAAAUUGGUAUAGAUCUGCUGGUCCACGAACUGGAAAGAAAAUUUGUAGGAGUCCCAGAGUUUGAUUUACUGGAGAGCUUACAAGAUUUGCGCAGAUCGCACAAUGAUACACUAUCCGGAAUGCGUAUAGAUGACAUAUUAAGAGAAUCGGAACAAUUUGUUAUGCAACGUCAGGAGAAGCAUAUGGUUCUAUAUUCGCAACCCAAGCAAACCUCGUCGUUGGAACGACCUGUUCUACCCUCAAAUAACUGUAACCAGUGGAAAGUUCCGUCGUCUACACCCUUAGGGCAACAAAAAAAAAUUGGUGUCAUGAAUCAGAGGCAAGCCGAGGAACUGGUUAAUUAUCCAGCCAAGGUACCAGCUUUGACGAAAAAAUCAGGCUGGAAAACCAUACCGUCGGGGCUUGUCGACUGGACAAAAGACGAUGAAGAUUCCGAAUGUACGAUUUGUUUAGAGAUCAUGAAGUCAAGUGACAAGGAAGCACCUGUGUACAACUUGCCGUGUCAGCAUUCCUUCCAUACUAAGGUGAGUUUCGGUUUGUUUUCAUCACAAGUAAACGAAAAUGUAGCGUAUUUGCAUGUAGCUCUGUAUGUUUUUCGUUACAGUGUAUACGGAAAUGGUUGUGCAGUAACAGCGUAUGUCCCAUGUGUAAAAUACACUGCACUAUGGAUGAAGAAUAUCCUCCACUGCCUUCAUAAAGUUUUAAACCAAUGAACAAUGCAAAGGUAUAACCGCCUGACAACUAGUAAUCCAUGGGUCAUAAUAAAACAGAUAUAUUUGACGUAUCGGUCGACAGAUGUCAUGUUCUAAACGUGAAACGUGUCCCAGAAACGGAACUCAAACUGCCAACUUGUACGUGCGGUAUCACGUGAGGGAGCGCCAACAAUUAUGCCCCGUAUUAUUUUACUAUGACUUUGGAAAUCGAUAGUUCUUUUUCCAGUGUUAACAAUUCUAUAAAUCUUUAAAUUGCGCUAUACAACUUAAUGGUGAAUCCUGCGCACAGAUAUUAUUGUGUGUAAAUUCGUGACGAUUUAUGGCCCAUGAAAUAUGGCUCAGCAAUGAUAUUUAGAUUGGGAUCAGAUCUCGGUAUAACGAACUGUCUUGACGAAAAGUAUCUGCAUCAGCGUCCUAAUUCUUUUUCUAAAAAUACUGUAUUCAAUCACCUGGAAUAUUCCAAAUCAGCAGUAUGCUAUGACGAUUACUUCGGACACUGAACUCAACUGUCCAUAGUAACACUACUGUUACAAGCAAACAUAUCGAAUGAUAUUCUUUGAUUUACAUUCCGACAGAUUCGCAGACUUUAAAUUAUAAUUAGAACAAUGCAUUUAACAAAUCGUCCUUCGCCGACCGAUGGGAAGAAAUUAUACAUACACGGCUAAGAUUUAGUCAUUGAACAUUUGAGAUCUAAUGGCAUGUACAAUCGUUAUACAUCUCAAUCCCACCAGAAACUGACGGAGAAACUCUGGGACAAUGCAGUGACGUGAUGCCACCACCCUGGUGGAAUAAACAACAUCUCACCAGGGCCCAGAGUAGACGUCAUGCCGAUAGCCUUCUCGAAUUUGGGCCACUUUUGAAAGUCCGGUUUUGUAGGGUCCACACGAGCUGUAUUAGUCAGGAGUUUAGUUUUGUAAGGAUAUAAAUUGGAGGUUUGCUGAGGAUGAAACAGUAUGACUUCCUUAUGCCCGAAUACCUUACAGAGAAACAAAGCAAGAUUAGGUGAAUCCAUAAUCAAUACAAAUCUCUGCCUCUCCAAUUAGCAUAACUGCGAUGAAGCGGCGAGUGUACCGAACAAGUAAUCUGGACAGUAGUCCCUAACCGAACUAAGUACUAGUCUAAACUUGAUUCAUGAGGCAUGAAAACGAAUAGAGUGUGCAAUUCAGAAACUUACCUGGCAGAGAAGAUUAUUUUUUGGGUCAAAGUGCAAAGGCGAGAUAGUGCCUUUCGGCCCUAGCCAUGCGUUAAUAUCUGGUGAUUUAGCAUCGACCCCGCUAUCAGUGAAAUUACAAUAAUCCGGCACAGCGAUGUCGUCCAUCAACUCUGGUAUCUGAAAUUGCGAAACUUGCGUAAACAUGAUUUCAAAUUUUUUCCACUUGUACCAAGUAAAUCAAGGUGAAUUGUACACGAACGGAAAAUGUCUUUAAAUAAAUCUGUGGCCAAGA